Messenger RNA from Xiphias gladius (swordfish), 3174 nucleotides. It is a transcript of the gene gpm6bb, whose product is annotated as glycoprotein M6Bb. The transcript is spliced from 7 exons. NCBI's taxonomy places the organism in Eukaryota, Metazoa, Chordata, Actinopteri, Istiophoriformes, Xiphiidae. The coding region runs from base 169 to 975 and encodes 268 amino acids. Gene Ontology annotation, molecular function: structural constituent of myelin sheath. The record is from RefSeq and is a predicted model, not a curated record. Gene Ontology annotation, biological process: central nervous system myelination; axon development. Gene Ontology annotation, cellular component: plasma membrane; myelin sheath.
GGGACGCAGCGUCGAGCGUACGAGCAGCCGGGCGGCCAGUGUGCAUCCCGGGACGCAGCGUCAGUGUAGCUGGGGCUCAACUUUCAAGCUGAUCGCUCGAACUUCGGACACUUUGGGAAACUUACAAAAGAGGAAGACAAAAAAAAGACAAAAACGAACGAACAAAAGAUGGGUUGCUUUGAGUGCUGCAUUAAAUGUUUAGGCGGGGUUCCAUAUGCGUCGCUGGUGGCGACGAUCCUCUGCUUCUCUGGCGUUGCCUUGUUCUGUGGAUGUGGCCAUGUUGCUCUCACUGGCACUGUGACCAUCCUGGAAACCCACUUCUCCCAGGUCAACAGCGAUCACGCCAUGCUGACUGAUGUAAUACAGCUGAUGCAGUACGUCAUCUAUGGCAUUGCGUCGUUUUUCUUCCUGUAUGGGAUCAUUCUGCUGGCUGAGGGCUUCUACACAACCAGUGCAGUCAAGGAACUGCACAGUGAGUUCAAAACCACCAUCUGUGGACGCUGCAUCAGUGGAAUGUUUGUAUUCCUCACGUACAUUCUGGGUGUGGCCUGGCUGGGUGUGUUUGGCUUCUCUGCUGUGCCAGUCUUCCUCUUCUACAACAUGUGGUCUACCUGUUCUGCCAUGAAGUCUCCCAUGGCCAACCUCACCAACAUUGACUCCAUCUGCGUGGAUGUUCGUCAGUAUGGAAUUAUCCCAUGGAAUGCCACACCAGGCAAGGCCUGUGGAUCUACGCUAGGGGACAUCUGCAACACCAGUGAGUUCUACCUGUCUUAUCACCUGUACAUCGUAGCGUGCGCUGGGGCGGGAGCCACUGUGAUCGCUCUGAUCCACUUCCUCAUGAUUCUCUCAGCAAACUGGGCCUACCUUAAGGAUGCCAGUCAAAUGCAUGCCUACCAAGACAUCAAAAUGAAGGAAGAGCGGGAGCUGCAGGACAUCACCUCACGCUCAAAGGAAUGCCUCAAUUCCUACACAUAAGGAUAUUACACGCUCACGCUCAGACUCACAGUCCACAUAAACAGACACACACGAACACACACAGACACACACGAACACACACAGACACUGUGCCCAACCACUGUGGCCCCUUUGGACCAAGACAAUGCUCAGCUAAAAUAACCUGCCAACUGCCCUGACACUGUGCAGUACUAACCAGGCUCCUAACAAACUAAUGCAUCAGUGUUGCUUUCUGCACUAACUCACCAAGAAGUGUUUUGGAACUGCUAUGUAAAGUUUCAUUCAUGCUGAGUUUUAUUUUCUAUUUUUCUAGAGGAAAAAACUUGAGUUUUCAUGCUGUCUCUCAUUUUCUCUAGCCCUUCUGAUAACCGGUUUUUGCUGGUCAAGCUUGAGAUGUUGCACUAUUCUUAUUCAACGCAUAACAAUGAGUUUGUUUUACAGUCUUGCUCUGUCUGUCUUCUGAGCUGGUGGGGCCAGUUUUCAACAAGGGAAUGUAUAACUUUUUUUUUUUUUUUUUUGCUCUUUUUCAAUCAAAAAUGCAGAUGAAUUAUACACUUGAAAGGCCUUACAUCCUUACACCUUACAUGCUUUAGUUUGACUUCACAAUAAGGAAACAGGUCAUAUAAAAUAUGCACAACAUUCUGUUGUAAAAGUGGUGGUUAUAUGUACUCUCUAAAGCCAGAGUCCUUUAUACUUAGGUGUUUAACUGGAUUACUCUCUCAAGUAGUGAUAAUUUGAUUGUUGAUUGGUUUCAGAUUCUAAUUUUCACUGAACAGCUACUUAAAAGUCACACAGAACUUUCAUGACCUACAUUAACACUACCUCAGGUGUGCACUAGAGCCUCUGGAACAAUUUAACUGGAACACUUUGUCCUCGUAAAACUAUGGUUUGAAAAUCCCACUUCAAUUGCAAAAAGAUGCCUCAAGCACACACUAUGUAUUUAGCUACCUACAAAGUAAACCUGCAAAACUCACAGUCAACAUAAAUACACGCACACAGACACACACAUACACACAAACACACGCGCACACAAGAGCUCCUUUGCAUCACAGCAUCAUAGUAUUUCAGUUUUAUGGGUAAUCCCAUAAGAAUAAGUUGCUAAAUGUGGACUGCUGCCAGAAAUAAGAUGGAACGAUAUUCAAUGUAUUUAAUAUCUUAAAGUUUGGUCCAUGUUCAUUCCUUUGGGCAAAUGAAAGAAAGAUCCAGGUUUGCCAAUGAAGAAAGCUCUCUGAUCCCUCAUUAACAGUUUUUAGCUCAUUGCUUAAUGAAACAUCCUUGUAACAUGAUCAAAAUUUACCUGAUUUGAAAAUAGUAUAAGACAAGCAGAACUAUUUCCCAAGGUAUAUUGGUACUAUGAAAAAAAGCUAUUGAUCUAAACAGAUAUAAAGAACUUAAGGUGUGAACUGUAAAUUUAUUACAAGUCAGAAUUUUGUGUUUUGUUUUUUUUUAAUUAUUGAAGACAAAAACCACUUUCUUAAUUAUCUAUAAUUGCAUCUUUUUUGAUGUGCAAUUGUUAUAAUGCUGACAUAAUUACCCAUGUAAUCUUUUAUUUCUGUUAGUUGAAUUACAGGGAUAACUUGAUGUUUUUGUUGCAUGAAGAAAACUGUUUCUGCAGCGACACAUGUGAUGUACAGUCAUGUAUACUGAUAUCAGUAGUAGGCAGUGUUUGCCUGUUCCUUUUUUUUCCUAACCGAUUACAAAUUAAUCAAUUUUAUGUAGCUGAUUAGUUAGAUGUUUUUUUUUUAGGUUCUUUUAUUCAAGUCAAAAGUCUAUAAGUCCUAUAUUAUUUUGUUGCCUGAUAGUAUACCUCUAUUUUCUAUGAAUGUCAAGGGCUUCCUCAUUAAUUACUGAUGCUUAACUUUUAAUUCAACUUUCAAAUAAAACUUAGUCGCAACAGCAGUCAUUUACAAAACUGUACGGCAAGUGGUAAAUUUUGCCAAAGUGUGAAUGCCAUUGUGACUCUCUGCCCAGUGUUUUACACAGUAUCUGACAUAUUGUAAAAUCGAACCCGCAUUGUUCUCCACAAGACUAAUAGCCACAGGCGUAGUGAGGCUGAGAUGAAAGAUGACAGAUGUACACGAAGCUGUGGUAUAUCAGAUCUCAUCUAUGUUUCCUGUUGAAUGAACCAAAAACUAAAGAAUAAAUGCUACCUAUCAAUCACCAGAAGGACAACAAUCGAGCAUCCUGUCUGACUGGAAACCCCUCUAUGACAUGACUCAA